This is a messenger RNA of Pseudomassariella vexata, 1949 nucleotides long. Its product is annotated as putative efflux pump antibiotic resistance protein. The record is from RefSeq and is a predicted model, not a curated record. Gene Ontology annotation, biological process: transmembrane transport. Bases 81 to 1610 code for a protein of 509 amino acids. Gene Ontology annotation, molecular function: transmembrane transporter activity. The transcript is spliced from 3 exons. Lineage: Eukaryota; Fungi; Ascomycota; Sordariomycetes; Amphisphaeriales; Pseudomassariaceae. Gene Ontology annotation, cellular component: membrane.
GCUGUCCUGUCCAUGAUCGUUGACCCGGUGCCAAUCAACUUCGCAAGCUUUCACCUUUCGGGUAGAAGCUCGCAAUCAAAAUGGCUUCAGUCCAUCACAACCAGGUCGCACCCGAUGAAGUAGUUCCGGUUGCAGCUAUUACAGCUGCCCCGGACAUUGAAAUGGCUCCCAUGCACCCCGCCCCAGCCGCAAAAGAUAGCGAUCUCGACCCCUUCCUCGUUGCAUUCGAAGAACCCUUUGACGCUGCCAACCCUAAGAACUGGCCCACCAGCCGCAAGUGGGCCAUGACCGACGUGCUCUCGGCGACCGGCUUCAACCGCAUCAUGGUGUCCACCAUCAUGGCGCCAGCAUUGUCGCUGAUCGCCACAGAGCUGCACAUGAACUCGGCCGAGUCGGUCAUGGCCUUGUCCAUCUAUCUUCUCGCUACCGCGUUUGGCCCAUUGGUGAUGGGGCCUCUGUCGGAAAUCUACGGCAGGAAAACGGUGCUGCAUGUUUCCAAUGUCUGGUUUCUUGUCUGGAAUAUCGCAUGCGGGUUUGCGACUACUAAGGAGCUACUUAUCGCUACUCGAUUUCUGGCUGGGUUCGGUGCAAGCUCAAUUUACGCGCUCGCCGGUGGUGUACUAGGAGACGUCUGGCGGCCGGAGCAACGUGGCCGCUCGCUCGGGACAUACUUGCUUAUUCCAUUGCUUGGUGCUGCUGUCGGGCCCAUAAUUGGAGGUUUCAUGGCGGGUCGUACCACGUGGCGCUGGUUGUUUUGGUCGACUUCCAUCUUCCAAGCCGUCAUGAUAUUGGUCUCCUUUACCACGUUUUGUGAGACGCAUGCUCCAACUAUCCUCCAGCGUCGAGCCGAAAAGCUCCGGCGUGAGACUGGGAACCAGCAGUACUACACGAUACAUGAGCGAUUCGACGGUAAUAAGUCUCUCGCUCAGGUCAUCCAACGUGCUCUGACUCGGCCUCUUCGCCUUCUGGCCUUUCACCCUAUCAUCCAGGUUUCGUCUGUCAUAUCUGCCUUUAACUACGGAAUUCUGUAUAUCAUCUUGUCAAGCUUCGCCGACCUCUGGACGCAGCACUACCACCAGUCCGUCGAAAUCAGCGGCCUGCAUUACAUCGCCUGUGCUCUCGGCGAAAUAGCCGGUUCCCAACUCGGAGGUCCGCUCAUGGACGUUCUCUUCCGCCGUCUCAAGGCCCACGCCAAGGGCGAACACACUCCUGAGUUCCGCAUCCCCCUGAUCUUCCCUGGUGCUUUGCUCGGCCCACUCGGCCUAUUCAUCUACGCAUGGACGGCUGAGUACCGUGUCCAUUGGAUUGCGGUAGAUAUCGGCAUUUUCAUCACUAUGUUCGGUGGCCAGAUUACAAGCAUGCCCAUGCAAGCCUACGUUAUUGACGCGUACCCGGAUCAUACGAGUAGUGCCAUAGCGGCGGUGCAGUUCAUGAAGAGUUUGACCGCUUUCUUGUUUCCUUUAUUCGUACCGGCUAUGUAUAAUGCUCUGGGGUAUGGGUGGGGUAGCAGUACCUUGGCCUUCGCUGGGUUGCUCAUUGGGUUGCCAGCUCCGUUGAUUGUGUGGCUGUAUGGCGCGAAGCUGCGGGCCAAGGCAGCUUCGAGCUACUAAUCUUCCGGGGAGAUUCUCAAAUCCGCCUUGCGCUCGGAGAAUUUCAUAAGUUUUUGAUGUUUGGCAUAAACGGAAAUAUAAGUUUAAGAAUAGGGGAGGAGGUGCCAGGCGAGUUGACCGUCUGAUAUGGAUAGUUUCAAGUUUGUUUAUGUGGAAAUUAAGCAUACAGGGGUGGUUGGAGUCGUGAUUCAAGUGCAUAAAAAGGUUGUACGUUCAAGGCGUACGGAGAGCUGGCCGCAUGCGAUUAGUGCAACGCCAAGAGCGAACAAUAUAGCUUCGGAGACUUCCCGGUUCCUUUUUGUCAACGAAACCAUUGUAGUUCAAAGUCCAACGAUGCGG